AUGUCAUUCUCAUUUGGUUUCGCUAACGCUGAGCUAAGUGACGAUGAGUUGCUACCGAAUUCCUUCGAAGUCGGCAACGAGGGUGCCCAGGAGAGUUCCAAUAAAAUAGGAAACCCUCUUGAUGCAGAGUGGUUAAAAUCAACGGACAUACCGCAACCAACACUUGUCCACCUGGACAAGCUCUUGGAAAGUCUGACCAAUGUGAGAGUCUCCUUUGAGGAGGUCCACACUCCGCAACGAGCUAUCAAGUUAUUCCGCAGAGAACUAUUUGAUGUAAAGCACCAACUCAUGUCGGAGGUCGACGCCGAAUCGGACUCGCCAGACCAUAAGGCAGAACUGGACAUCCUCAUGGGGGAAACAAACGAAGAUGUCAGAAAGAAUGUCUAUGAGGGCGGCCUAAAGUCAUGGGAGUGUUCAUUGGACCUCGUGGACUUCCUUGGCUUGCAAGACCCAAAAAGUUCACCGUGCAUUGCCGAACUCGGCUGUGGCACUGCGCUUCCGUCGCAGUACCUAUUCUUGCAGUACCUGCAGCAGGAAUCUCACUUGGGGCUGACCUUGCUUCUGAGUGACUACAAUGAGUCUGUCCUGAGACUAGCCACGUUACCGAACCUGAUCAUCACCUGGGCAAAGCAGGUACUGUCACAAGAACAGUGGGCUGCGCUGCAGCUGAGCAGGGAUGAGAACAUUGCUAUCAUGCAAGAUGAACUACUUCUGACACAAGAGCUGCUAUCAGCAUUCCGGAGUGAUCUUGAACAGAAGAAGAUAGAGCUGUAUUUUAUCUCCGGAACUUGGAGCAGGGGAUUUUUGAAUCUGCUGAAAGAGAUAAGAUGGUCUCCAUCCUCCGAGCUGCUUCUCCUAACAUCCGAAACGAUCUAUCAGCCCGAGACCUUGCCUGUAAUUGCGGAGCUGAUACUGGAUCUCAUCUCCGAAGCACGUAGAGGCGGUUACUCUGCCAGGGCUUAUGCUGCAGCAAAAGAUAUCUACUUUGGUGUUGGAGGAAGUGUUGCUGAAUUCGAGCAAUAUGUUACCAGCAAAACCCUUGAGCGGUCCCUACCUUUGCAGUUAACCACGCAUAAGGUCAACGCUGGCCUCAAGAGAUCUAUAAUAGCGAUUGAAUAA
Messenger RNA from Eremothecium gossypii ATCC 10895, 1119 nucleotides. It is a transcript of the gene HPM1, whose product is annotated as protein-histidine N-methyltransferase. Lineage: Eukaryota; Fungi; Ascomycota; Saccharomycetes; Saccharomycetales; Saccharomycetaceae. The record is from RefSeq and is marked provisional. The coding region runs from base 1 to 1119 and encodes 372 amino acids. Gene Ontology annotation, biological process: peptidyl-histidine methylation, to form tele-methylhistidine. Gene Ontology annotation, molecular function: protein-L-histidine N-tele-methyltransferase activity. The transcript has a single exon.